Stegodyphus dumicola is the source of this 414-nucleotide messenger RNA. Its product is annotated as ciliogenesis-associated TTC17-interacting protein-like. The record is from RefSeq and is a predicted model, not a curated record. Lineage: Eukaryota; Metazoa; Arthropoda; Arachnida; Araneae; Eresidae.
AUGUCUAGAAAUAAUUAUUGCUCAUGUUUCGAAGAAAAACCCAAGACACCGGAAAAGGAAGGUGCGUUCCCCAAGUUGAAAUGUUCCUACGAACAUGGAGGCUGGAAGGCAACUACGACGGAAGAAUUCAGCAGCCCCAGCCAGAGUUACAUAGAAUGUCAAGGCCGCCAGAACCACCAAAGAGCAGCAGAAUCAGAGAUCGGAAUGGAAGAAGCUCCUGAAAGAAGAGAUAACGACAUUUUAAUGGCGUAUGUUGACCUUACAGAUUUUCCAUGCAUCAUCUACCGUCAUGAUGAUGAAAUUGAUGAUGAUGACGACGAUGACAACGAUGAUGAUGAUUGUGACGACGACGACGAUGGUGAUAAUAAUGAUGAUAACAAAGAACUGAAAAAAUAUAAUUUUAGGAAAGAAUGA